CUUCUGUGUGUGACUUUCUUUGAGUUCAGCCCCUCCAGGAGACUCAGGUUUAUCUGGAUGAAAAGUGAAUUCAUUCAGGAUCUGCGAGAGGGCAGGAAAGGUCUGCUGCCAGCACGAGGUUGGGAGAGAAAGAGAGAGAGAGUGAGUGUGAGAAGGAGAGGCGCUGGGAGACGGGGGGAGAAAAGAGAGAAGAACCCGACUUUAACGUAACAACGGAGCCGGGAGCAGAACUUGAGUCAUGGCUGCUUUAUCGGCUCUUGGGCUGCUCCUUAUCAGCCACCUUUUAGCAUCCUCUUUCGCGCAGAGACCUGGCCCUAAAGGAGAACCCGGCCCGCCUGGACCCCCAGGCCCUCCUGGGAAGGACGGCCGAGAUGGAGAGAAUGGUCCUGCUGGUUUGCCUGGCCCACCGGGUCCUAAAGGGAAAGCAGGUCAACCUGGAAAUGCAGGAAGUGCUGGCCUCCCUGGUCUCCCUGGAGUAGAUGGAUUACCAGGUUCUGAUGGCCCACAGGGUAAAGUUGGACCUCCUGGCCCAAGGGGAGAUGAAGGCCCACCAGGACCAGGAGGCUCACCUGUAAGUAAUUCAUGUUAUACAAAUCACAUCAGGGCUGGAUGGUUAGGAUUAUUAAAGGGGGCAUGCAAGACGAUCCUGCUGGGCACUACUGGGGUACAGUGAAAGUAACG
This is a messenger RNA of Erpetoichthys calabaricus (reedfish), 681 nucleotides long. Its product is annotated as collagen alpha-3(IX) chain-like. NCBI's taxonomy places the organism in Eukaryota, Metazoa, Chordata, Cladistia, Polypteriformes, Polypteridae. The transcript has 6 exons. The record is from RefSeq and is a predicted model, not a curated record. The coding region runs from base 239 to 673 and encodes 144 amino acids.